This is a messenger RNA of Solea senegalensis (Senegalese sole), 5629 nucleotides long. It is a transcript of the gene robo3, whose product is annotated as roundabout, axon guidance receptor, homolog 3 (Drosophila). NCBI's taxonomy places the organism in Eukaryota, Metazoa, Chordata, Actinopteri, Pleuronectiformes, Soleidae. Gene Ontology annotation, molecular function: protein binding. The record is from RefSeq and is a predicted model, not a curated record. The transcript is spliced from 28 exons. The coding region runs from base 408 to 4778 and encodes 1456 amino acids.
GCGAGCGGCAGUGGUGUUUGUGUUGUGGCAGACAGCGUGUGAAGUUAUGUGAUCGCAGAACAAAAGGAGCAGGGAAGACGGGCACAAUCCGAUGCUGGGGAGGAACCAGAGGGAUUCAUUCACAGCUGGGGGGGCCCCCAUCAACUCACUCUGUGACAUCAGCAACCAAUUCAUCAUCUCAACUUUGUUUUCUUUCUUUCUUUCUUUCUUUUUCCUCUACUUUGCUCCGUUUUCUUGCAGAGUGAAUUCAGUUUGGGAUCAUAAAGACACUUCUCACUUCAUCUCUGCACCACGCGAGGGAAGUAAAGGGCGGUCGUCGGUGGACGGACUCACACUUUAAAGAGAGAGUAAAGGACUGUGAUACCCUUCAGUGGACUGGGAGUGCACGUCCCUGUGUUGGGGGCAAGAUGCUGCGCUAUCUGAUAAAGACCCUGCUGCAGAUGAACCUGUUCAGCGACACGAUGCGAGGCCCGUCCAACGGCACCGAUCCGUUCUUCAACGUGUCACUGCCCUCCUUCAAUAGCUCCCUGCUCGACUGGGGAAACUUCAGCGGCUCCAACGGAUCCAGACCCAGGUUAGAGGACACGCCUCCUCGAAUUGUGGAACACCCGUCGGAUCUGAUCGUGUCGAAGGGCGAGCCGGCCACGCUCAACUGUAAGGCUGAAGGGCGGCCCCUCCCGGUGGUGGAAUGGUACAAAGACGGUGAGCGCAUCGAGACGGACCGAGAGGACCCCCGGUCCCACCGGAUGCUCCUACCCAGCGGCUCGCUCUUUUUCCUGCGAAUUGUCCACGGGAGGCGAAGCAAGCCCGACGAGGGCGUGUACGUGUGUGUGGCGCGCAACUACCUGGGCGAGGCGGUCAGUCGCAAUGCAUCGCUGGAGGUGGCAAUUCUGAGAGACGACUUCCGGCAGACCCCCAGUGAUGUGGUGGUAGCAGCUGGUGAGCCGGCUGUCAUGGAGUGCAUCCCCCCCAGAGGCCACCCAGAGCCGACCAUCUCCUGGAAGAGAAACAACAUCCGGGUCAACGAUCGAGACGAGAGGAUCACUAUCCGUGGAGGAAAGCUGAUGAUUUCCAACACCAGGAAGAGCGACGCGGGCAUGUACGUGUGCGUCGGCACCAACAUGGUCGGAGAGAAGGACAGCGAUCCCGCGGAACUCGUGGUGUUCGAGAGACCGGUGUUCCUCAAACAGCCGGUGAACCAGGUGGUUCUGGCGGACGACACGGUGGACUUUUUCUGCGAGGUGCACGGAGACCCGACUCCGACUGUCCGCUGGCGAAGAGAAGAGGGAGAGUUGCCCCGUGGCAGAUUUGAGAUCCGCAGCGACAGCAGUCUGCGUCUGACGCAGGUGCGAGCCGAGGACGAGGGCACCUACACGUGCGUGUCGGAGAACAGCGUGGGCAAAGCCGAGGCGUCGGGCUCCCUGCAAGUGCACGUCGGCGCGUCCAUGGCUCCUCAGAUUGUGGUUCGGCCUCGGGACCAGAUCACUGCACCCGGUCGCACCGUCACCUUCCUCUGCAGCACCAAAGGAAACCCUCCGCCCGCCGUCUUCUGGCAAAAAGAAGGCAGUCAAAUCUUGCUGUUUCCCUCGCAGGAGCCUUCACAAUCCGGUCGCUUCUCUGUGUCCCUGAGCGGUGAGCUGACCGUCGUCGACGUCCAAGUCAAAGACUCUGGCUACUACAUCUGCCAGGCUAUCAACGUGGCGGGCAGCAUCCUGACAAAAGCGCUGCUGGAGGUGGAAAGCUCCCCUUCAGACCGCGUACCUCCCAUCAUCCGCCAGGGACCGGCCAAUCACACGUUGGCGCCUGGUUCCACCGCUCAGCUACACUGUCACAUCAUGGGCAACCCCAUCCCCAGCAUCCAGUGGGAGAAAGACGGCCAGAGGAUCCUGGGAAAUGACGGGCGCGUCAGCCUGAUGGAGAACGGCACUUUCCAAAUCACCAACCUGCAGGAAACGGACUCUGGGGUUUACACCUGCCUGGCUUCCAGCUCCAGCGGAGAGACAAGUUGGAGUGGAGUGCUCACAGUCAAAGAGAGCGCAGACUCAUCAGUGGCCCAGACCACAGAGCCGUUCCAGCUGCCAGGCCCGCCGCACAAACCCAUAGUCACCGACGUGUCCAAGAACAGCGUCUCUCUGACGUGGCAACCCAACGCCCAUGAGGGAGGAGCUGCCGUCACCUCCUACAUCAUAGAGGCCUUCAGCCAAUCGGCAGGCAGCAAAUGGCAGACCGUGGCCGACAUGGUCAAGAUGGAAACGCACACAGUCACCGGUCUGCUCCCUAACACCGUCUACCUGUUCAUAGUGCGAGCCGUCAACGCUUACGGCCUGAGCGACCCGAGCCCCAUCUCCGAGCCCGUGAGAACACAAGAUGUGAGUCCUACAGGUCAGGGAGUGGACCACAGACAGGUGCAGAGGGAACUAGGAGAGGUGGCCGUCCAGCUUCAAGAGCCUGUCACCCUCUCACCGUCUUCCAUCCGGGUGUCAUGGACCGUCGAUCGUCAGUCUCAGUACGUUCAGGGUUACCGCCUCUUCUACCGACCCAGCGGAGGCUCCUGGCUCCUCCAGGACAUCAACUCCCCGUCGGAGCGCAGCACCGUCAUCGGCAGCCUGCUCAAGGGAUCCGAGUACGAGAUAAAGAUCCGUCCGUACUUUGACGAAUUCCAGGGCAAGGACAGUCGGACAUUACUGGUGCGAACCCCAGAAGCAGUCCCCAGCGCGCCACCCAGAGCUGUUACAGUGGCAACGGUGAAGCUAAGCAACGCCUCCAGCAGCAUCAGCGUCUCCUGGGAUCCUCCGCCCAGUGAGAUGCAAAACGGUGUCAUCCAGGAGUACAAGGUUUGGUGCGUGGGCAGCGGCGGAGACAACCAGACGCGCUACUACAUCAACAGGACGGUGGACGGGAACACGCUGUCCACCGUGCUGAAGGGCCUGAUGCCCGGCGUCCUCUACCAGGUGGAGGUAGCGGCGGUGACCGGCGCCGGCAUCGGCACUCGCAGUCAGCCGGCGUCUGUCCUCAUCAAGCUGCCAGCUGAACAGCCCUCGGUGUCAGGCGGCGGAAGCGGGAGUGGCGCGAGCGACGGCGACGAGGAGAGCAGCGUGAGCCUGGCCGAGCAGAUCACCGACGUGGUGAAGCAGCCGGCGUUCAUCGCGGGCAUCGGCGGGGCCUGCUGGGUCAUCCUGAUGGGCUUCAGCAUGUGGAUCUACUGCAGGCGCAAAAAGAGGAAGGAGCUGAGCCACUACGCUGCCUCGUUCGCCUACACACCAGCAGUUGGUUUUCCUCACGGAGAGGCGUCAGGACUCAACGGAAGACCCAGCGUGAUGGGGGGCAACAUCGGCAACUACCCGUGGCUGGCGGACUCGUGGCCCACUACCAACUUGGUCCACAGUGGCAAAGAGGCCGUCAGCUGCUGCACCGCCAACCACGACACGGCGGAGAGAUACUACAACGAAGCCGGCAUCUCCAACUACUUGAAUCAGACGGAGAAGUACAGCAUGGGAGGCUCCACUGAAGGCCCCAUUUACAGCACCAUCGACGCCACCAACGAGGACCUGCACGGCUUCACCUACGCCCAGCACACCUCCACCACCCCUUACGCCUCCACCUCCAUCAUGCCUUUCACCAACCAGACGCCAGCCCACAGCAAUGAGCAGCAGCAGCAGCAGCAGCAGCAGCAGCAACAGCAGCAGGACGACGGACACUGGAUCAUGCAGGCGGGGCCCUCUGGGGCUCAGUACGCCCAGCCUGACCGCUGCACUGGGAAACCCAGACAGAAGGCGAUGGGAAAAGCGGUAAAGACGCCGUCUCUGACCUGGAUGGAGGCGCUGCCGCCGCCGCCGCCCAUAGAAGAGCUGGACCAGUACGAGCAGGACGAGCAGGACGAGCCGCUCCCCGAGCACGACGAGGACAUGGACUUGGGCUCGGACGAGGAGUGGUGCCCGCCGCUUCCGGAGAGGACCUACCUGAUGGAGGGCUGCGAGGACGGGCCCUCGCCUCCGCGGAGGAACAACGCCUCGUCUCCCGCCACCUCCUACAGCCACCAGUCGACUGCCACGCUCACCCCGUCGCCCCACGAGGAGCCGCAGGCCCCCCAUGACCUCCCCCGCCUCAACCAGCUCGAUGGUCAGCAGCUGCCACGCAGAAGGUUACCCUGCGGUCCAGUGCCAGUCCCCCAGGCGCCGAGCCCGCUGCUCACCCAGUCCAACCCCAACCUCUCCGGCCAACAGCAUCACGGCUCAUCAGAGGUUGGCACGCUGCAGUGCCAAAGUCCUGCCCAUCGCUGCCCUCACGGCCAGGGGCCGACUCUGAAUGAAGACGCCGGCAGAGCCACUACACCCGGACACAGUCGCUCGUCCCCGGCAGAUGCGUGCACUCCUCCCGGUCAGAAGUCGCGAGUGAAAAAAAAGGUGUCGAAGACGUCGGCGUACAGGCGAGACAUACAAGGAGACCUGCCCCCUCCUCCGGAGCCGCCCCCGGACGAGGACAGGUUGCAGGGUCCUCAGGGUUGCACGGAGGCCUACACCGUAGGGAGCGGUGACCUGUCCUCCCUGGAGAGGAGCGAAUGCAGCAGCGGCGGCGGCGGCGGCAGCCACCAGCGGAAAGGCUCGGCACCAAGACACGCCGACAGUGAGGAGAUGAUGCUGUACGCUGGCAAGGCCUGUUACCUCUCCCGGAGUCAGAUAUCCAGUAACUGCUCGACCACGGGAAGCUCCUCGUCCAGAGGCUCCACAGGCUCUCGGGGGCUGAACUCGGCCAGGAAACACAACGAGGAAAUGAGAUAAGGACGCUAGCGGCCGCCGCUACCUUCGCCGUCCGCCAACUCUCCACUGUGGACACCGACGACAAGAGGAAGAGCUGAGGGUGUCAGGAGACCAGACUCUGUCACUGCUGUGAAAGAAGGAAAAUAAAAAUGGACUUCCCAUCUCGUUUGUUCUCUAUUACCAUGAUUAUUUAUGAGCGAUCCACUUCUCUCCUCUCCCGGGAUUUGUAAAUACCUGUGUCUGUGCUGUUCUUUUGUGAGCUCUGGAUACAGGGGAAAGAGACAUAUAUUGUAUUUAUGAGGAUAAAAAAAAAAAAAAAUUCAAAUGUACAACAACGACAACAACAACAAAAAAAACUGUUAUUACAAAAGAAAAGAAAAGAAAAAGCUCAUGUCUUCUUGAAUGUGCCAACUUUUUUUGUCAAGAUGUAUACUUUUUAUUUUGAAAAGCAUUACCUACUGUUGCACUCUCUCUUGUUGUCAUGGCAAAACAACAAAAAAUAUGAAGCACAAAGCGAAAGCGCGUUGGCUGGGUGGGAAAAAGCCAAAAGACGAGCAGGAUCUCGGGUCUUGAAAGGUCGAGCUGGGAUCCCCUGCACCUACGUUGUCCGCUACGAAUGUCAUACUUUUCUAUGUUUCCUUCUGUUUCUCCGCAGCAGCAGCAGCAGCAAACUGUUCCAGUGUGCCGGCUGGCAGACACACACACACACACACACACACACACACAGGCUUUAUGAAAGUUUGAUUGUAACCGUUCCCGCUCCUCUCUCCACCACCUCUAUUCGUCUGAGGGACUGUUUAGUGCAGUUGUGGGAAGAAAUUUGCAUAUAAACAAAAAAAAAAUGUAUGUGGGCUGACUUUUUUGUACUCUUG